AAUGAGGGUGUCCUGUUUUACAUCCAUGACGUCACCACGAAGUAUUAAUACUCGGCCUCAACCGCUUCUCCUCACGUAUCGUUUUCCGCGACAACAAACCGUUGACUCCCCGCUACGGCGAUCGGCUCACAGCGACUCACGUCCUAAAGCAAGCUCGAGAUGGCGCGUACCAAGCAGACCGCUCGUAAGUCCACCGGAGGCAAGGCGCCUAGGAAGCAGCUCGCCACCAAGGCAGCCAGGAAGAGCGCGCCCUCCACGGGAGGAGUGAAGAAGCCCCAUCGUUACAGGCCGGGAACUGUGGCCCUGAGGGAGAUCCGUCGCUACCAGAAGUCCACAGAGUUGCUCAUCCGCAAGCUGCCCUUCCAGCGCCUGGUGAGGGAGAUUGCACAAGAUUUCAAGACGGAUCUGCGCUUCCAGAGUGCAGCUAUUGGAGCUCUUCAGGAAGCUAGCGAGGCUUACCUGGUGGGUCUGUUUGAGGACACCAACCUGUGCGCCAUCCACGCCAAACGUGUCACCAUCAUGCCCAAAGACAUCCAGCUGGCACGUAGGAUAAGAGGGGAGAGGGCCUAAGCACCAAAUGCUCCCCUUUAUAUUGUAACUAACCCUUUUUGUGGACAUUUUAUUUCUUGGGUAUUUUUUCGUACAUUUUUUUUCUGAAUUUUGUAUUUUAGAUUGAGAGGAAUCAUUCCGUGAGGCUGAUUACAUUUAAGAUAAUUGGAAGUGUUGUGCAGUAAAAGUAUCUUCCUAGUUUUCCAUCACGGGGUCAUUACUCCAGCCAUCGCAUCACUCUUCAAACUAUUGUGGACAUUAGAGUUCAUCUGGGGAUGGAAGUUGUCUAAGGGAUAAAUUCUUCUCUGGGGGGGGGGGGGGGGGGGGGUCCGGGGUCUCUUCACUCAUCACAAAAUGCCAGCAUGUCCUGCUCAGUCUGUCUCUGUGUCCAGGUGUUGGCUGCUACAGUUGAUACUUGUACUCUGAUCGGUAGCAAGGCAACCCCUCCAUCCUGUAUUUUUCUUGACUGCUUUUUACAUGUUUUUAAACAUAAAACCUUGGCAGCUACAUUUAAUACUAUUUAUGAAAUGUUGUUGCGUGUCUUUCUAUUAAAGGUCUUUAUGAGUAGG
This is a messenger RNA of Pungitius pungitius (ninespine stickleback), 1118 nucleotides long. Its product is annotated as histone H3.3A. Lineage: Eukaryota; Metazoa; Chordata; Actinopteri; Perciformes; Gasterosteidae. Bases 160 to 570 code for a protein of 136 amino acids. Gene Ontology annotation, cellular component: nucleosome; nucleus. Gene Ontology annotation, molecular function: structural constituent of chromatin; DNA binding; protein heterodimerization activity. The record is from RefSeq and is a predicted model, not a curated record. The transcript has 4 exons.